AUGAGUGACAUCUAUGUGGUGGUGCAUAUCGCUACCACUUGUGAUGAGUCUACCACCUACGUGACUAAAGACGCAACUGAGAUGAUCGAGUUGGCAUGGAAUGUGGUGGAUGCCACCACCCUCAGUAGCAUUCACCUGGACUCGUGCUUGGUCAGACCCGUCAACACUCCCAUAACUCCGUACUGCCAACAGCUCCAUCGGAUUUCAUGGGAACACGUCCGCAACGCCGGUUCUUUCAAAGAUGCUAUGACCAAGUUCGACAACUACAUCCAGAAAAACUUGAUCCAGGAGGAAAAGGAGUUUUCUUUAGUCACGUUUGAUGUAUCCAAAUUGAGAGUACAAUUACCCAGAGAAGCCAGAGAUAAGUCCGUGGUAUUACCUCCGUAUCUACAACACCCUCGUGUAUUUGACUUGCAGAACGAAUAUAUCAAGUGGCAGAGAACUCAUCCCGAGGCCUUAUCAUACACAGCAUCAUCGUUAUCCAAUAUCAUCACUGCAUUAGAAGUUGAGGUUGAAAACUCCGAUGACUUCGUCAAAGCCCCUAGUUCUUCCUCCUCCACUCCUCCACCUCAACUGAACAAUUCAUCUUCCGAGCCAUCUAAUAUUGAACCAGGUGUGAACAGCGAACAACAAGAACAGCAAGAAACCAAGAGUAAGUCAACUGUCAACUUAUACAGCAAGUUGUUAAUCCAAUUGGCCAAAAAAUCGUUACCAUCAGAAGAACAUUCUUCGGUGCUUGUGAAGCCUUAUGAUUCUGCUCAAGACGUAAGGGUUUUUUUGGCUGAACGCUCAAAGAUUCUUUAUCUUUCAAAUUUGCCAGCAGAUACCACCCAAUCUGAAUUAGAAUCAUGGUUCACCCAAUAUGGAGGUAGGCCCAUAGCAUUCUGGACUUUGAAAAACUUGGAGGCCGAUAAGAGCUCAUCUAACAAGAAAAAGGGGAUAGUGGGAUUUGCCGUUUUUGCUACUCAUGAAGAAGCAACAGAAUCCUUGUCCAUGAACGGAAGAGCCCUUAAUGAUAGAGCCAUCGAAGUUCAAGCAUCGUCUACGAGGGUCUUGGAUAAGGCAAGUGAUCUUUUGACCCCAUUCCCACCUUCAAAGAAUAGGCAUAGACCCGGAGACUGGACGUGCCCAUCAUGUGGAUUUUCGAACUUCCAAAGGAGAACUCAUUGUUUCAGAUGCUCUUUCCCAGCAUCAAGUGCCGUGGCGAUCCAAGAAUCUAUUUACUCAAAUAAUCAUAACCUUGGAUCACUUAAUACUUCUAACUCUGGUCACCACUCCAACAGUGAUCACAAUAACUCAAAUAAUCACCACGGUAACAACAACCAUAACAACAGGUCUCAUUAUGGUAACAACGUACCUUUCAGAGCUGGUGAUUGGAAAUGCGAGGUUUGUGUCUAUCAUAACUUUGCAAAGAACUUGUGUUGUUUGAAGUGUGGAGCAGCAAAGCCCGUGAUGAAUGUU
Suhomyces tanzawaensis NRRL Y-17324 is the source of this 1461-nucleotide messenger RNA. It is a transcript of the gene NRP1, whose product is annotated as Nrp1p. The transcript is spliced from 2 exons. Gene Ontology annotation, molecular function: RNA binding. The record is from RefSeq and is a predicted model, not a curated record. Lineage: Eukaryota; Fungi; Ascomycota; Pichiomycetes; Serinales; Debaryomycetaceae. The annotation marks the transcript as partial.